AUGUCCGGAAAAGAAGACCCUCUGGCCUACGGUCAUUAUGGGGGGCAGGAGGAGUCCCAGAGAGGUUCUGGUGACGGAGGAAGGGAUAGGAGUAUCUUAAGCGAUACUCUGGGCAAGUUCCGUGAUAAAUAUAAGACUUACUCCGGUGGGUCUGGUUCCCAGCAGCCAUAUCAACAAUCGCAUUUCGAUACACAAAGUGGGCCUCAGGGACCAUCCGGCUCCCAUGGCUAUGGACAGGCUUUCCAGCAGUCUCAGCAACCUUACGCGACACCUGGCCAACAGCCGCAGAAUCCUCCCUACUACGGAGCAAAACCAUCCAAACCUGAUUUGGUAACUGGUUUGCUCGGCAAGAUCCAGGACAUUGGCUCGGGUGUAGCUCAGAAGAUUGGCUCUAGUCUGGACCCCCAGGCGUACGCCCAGUAUGGCCCACCACCUGCAAAUGCGCAUAACCGAUUUGGUAGCUUUGCUCCUCCGAGGGACCAUUGCGAUGCCAAGUGGUAUGUUGAUGGCUGUGAUUAUAUGUGGGCAGUCUCCAUGGCAUUGGAGACUGCUAGGGAGUCUAUUUGGAUCUUGGAUUGGUGGUUGUCCCCAGAACUAUAUCUGAGACGCCCUCCUGCGAAGAAUGAGCAGUACCGCGUCGAUCGAAUGCUUCAGGCUGCUGCUCAGCGGGGAGUUCGCGUCAAUGUGAUUGUGUAUAAGGAGGUGACCCAGGCGUUGACCAUGUCUUCUUCCCACACCAAACAUUCCCUGCAAAAUCUUCACCCAAAUAUCGCUGUGUUCCGCCAUCCAGAUCAUCUUCCCGAUAGGCAAACUAUCCAUUCUUCUGUUUUGGAUUCUUUUAAGAAUUUGACUCUCGAUGCAGCUGGGGUUUCUAAACUUUCUGGAGAUGCCUUGAAAGGGUUAUACGGGAUGAGUGGUGACGUUGUCCUUUACUGGGCUCAUCACGAGAAACUUUGCCUUGUUGACGGAAAAAUUGCGUUCAUGGGCGGUCUUGAUCUAUGUUAUGGGCGUUGGGAUACCCAUCAACAUGCCCUCUCUGAUGUCCAUCCAAAUGACAUCAGGGAGACUGUAUUCCCUGGGCAGGAUUAUAACAAUGCCCGUGUUCUGGACUUCAAUGAUGUGGUUAAUUGGGAGAAUAACAAACUUGACCGCAAAAGCAACUCCCGAAUGGGCUGGUCUGAUAUUUCUGUCAGUUUACACGGCCCGGUCGUUGAGGAUCUGCGAAAGCAUUUCGUUGAGCGAUGGAACUUUAUCUAUGACGAGAAAUACCGCGUUCGCCAGGAUAAGAGAUACUCAAAGCUGGUGCUCUAUGGGGAAAUUACAGAAUCGCAGGGGCAACACCAACAACAGCCACAGGGUCAUCAACCCCCUCCUGCAACUCAUAGCCAGCAAUAUCACCAUCCGUCCCCCCAACCUCCACAUGGCAGUGUCUACUCACAGGACCAGCCACAAUGGAGUGCUGCGCCUCAACAACCCCAGCCUGCGGCGCCAUACUACCCUCCGCCACCGUCUCAAGCUGGUCAGCAUUCGCAAUCUCGUGGGCCUGAAUCCUACAACGAUCCUGGGUACCAGCAAAGCUUUCAGCCAGGCUUGCACCAACAGCAAGAGCAGGAGCGUGGCCUUACAGCCGAGCUUCGUGGUUUGAAACAUGAUCUAGGAAAUUUCGGUAAUGUCCUUCGCGGCCAGCUUGCGGGGCAGGUGCAUCAAUAUCAGGAUCGCUACUUUUCACAUGCACCAGGUAAGCAAGGGCAUCGGCCAGGAAAUAUGUCGUGCCAAAUUGUGCGUAGUUCCGCCAAAUGGAGCCAUGGAAUCCCGGUGGAGCACUCUAUUGCGGAUGCGUAUGUUGCUAUUAUCCGUGACAGCGAACAUUUCAUUUACAUCGAGAAUCAAUUUUUCAUCACAGCUACAGGUGAUUCCCAGAAGCCCAUCAAAAACAAGAUUGGAGCAGCAAUUGUCGAGCGUAUCCUUCGUGCUGCAAGGGCGGGACAGAAAUACAAAAUGAUUGUCGUAAUCCCAUCAAUUCCCUGUUUUGCGGGCGAGCUCCGUAGCGACCCCGCGCUUGGUAUUCGCGCGAUUAUGGAGUUUCAGUAUACUUCUAUUAACCGUGGUGGCCACAGUAUUAUGGAGUUAAUUGCCAGAGAAGGGUACAAUCCGAUGGAGUAUAUCCGUUUCUACAACCUGCGCAACUAUGACAGGAUCAAUACAAGUGCGGAGAUGAGAAAAGUGGAGCAGAAAAGUGGUGUUUACUACCAGGCUGCCCAGAACCAGUAUGACAAUAAGGUUACUGCGAACCAAACCAGCGCGUUCGAUACCACUGCUGCCUAUCAACCCUAUCAGCAAGCUGCCCAGCAAGUCUCACAGCCGCAGUCGCAUGGAUCAGGGCGUUGGAAUAGCGUAAGUGAGUGCUAUAUGCUUGGUGGCGAGGAUAUUCGCAAGGUACCCUGGGAGCAUCAUGGUGAUGUUUCUGAAAUCGACGCUUUUGUCAGCGAGGAACUCUACGUGCAUUCAAAGGUUUUGAUUGCCGAUGAUCGGACAGUUAUCUGCGGAAGUGCCAAUCUCAAUGAUCGCUCCCAGUUGGGAGAUAACGAUUCCGAAAUUGCUGUUAUCAUCCAGGAUCCCACCCCUAUCGAAUCCCAUAUGAAUGGAAAACCAUUCCUUGUGAGCAAAUUUGCGACCACCCUUCGUCGCCAAUUAUGCCGGAAGCACCUGGGCUUGAUUCCCGUCCAAGAUUAUCAACGACCGACUCCCAACUAUGAACCAGUCGGCGUACCCAACCUCUACGACAUGAACUCACCCGAGGACCAAGUCGUCUCCGACCCUCUGUCAGAUACGUUCCAGAGCUUGUGGAAUUCCCGCGCGAAGCAGAAUACUGAGGUCUUCCGCAAGGUCUUCCAUGCCGUCCCAGAUGACACGGUCCGCAACUGGAACGAUUACAAGGAGUUCUACGAAUAUUAUUUCCGCAGUCCCGUCGAUGACAAGACAAAAAAGAAGAAAGGAGAGGAAGGGAUUGCGGAGACUCCACAGUAUUUGGUCGGACAUGUCAUUCGCGACGAUUUCCCGGAAGGUGUGCAGCAGGUCAAAGAAGAGUUGAGUAAGGUGAAGGGUAGCCUUGUGGAGAUGCCGUUGAUGUUUUUGAUCGAGGAAGAUAUUGCGAAGGAGGGGAUUGGAUUUAACAGCCUUACGGCGACGCUAUAUACCUAA
Molecule: messenger RNA, 3201 nt
Organism: Paracoccidioides lutzii Pb01
Product: phospholipase D Active site motif protein
Exons: 5
Coding region: 1-3201 (1066 amino acids)
Biological process (GO): cell motility; phosphatidic acid biosynthetic process; intracellular signal transduction
Molecular function (GO): D-type glycerophospholipase activity
Source: RefSeq, a predicted model, not a curated record